UAAAACUAGAUUUCAUUUUCAAAAUGAGACAAAUUACAUUUGUACUGUUGUGCACUUCCAUUUUAUACUUAAAUUUUGGUUCCUGCUAUGACAACAGAGCGAACAAGCUUGGGGACGCCUUGAAGAACAGUACGAGCACCAACAUAUUCAACAGCAACAACAACAACAAUGACACAAAGAACAUGGACGAGGAAGACAAUAUUUUAAAGAUAGAAGCACGAAAGAAAUUGAAGGAAUGCGGCGUGGACGUUUCGGAUGAAGACGACAGAGGCAAUAGGCACAAUGAAGAUCGUCAAAUUAACAAGAACAGGAACAACAGACGAAGAAACAAAAAGUCUCGCAACAAACACAAUUACGAUAACUUCGGAAAUAACGAGAAAGAUAACUCCGACAACGACUACGACUUCUCCGGUUAUGGCGACUCAUCCAGGAACCGCAAUAGGAAAAACAGGCUCAGCAACUCGAACAGGGACGAGGACUACAAUCCUUAUAAGUCCUACAGCAACGAAGAUGAUAAUGAAGACAACAGAAAUCGGAACGACAAAAAGAACAACCGUCAGCGUUUCGGACAGAAUCGUUACAAGGGUAGACACGAUGACGACAAUGAAUCUUCUGAGGAGGAAAGCGAAGAGGGAUCAAGUGAGGAGGGCUCGAGGAACAAUCGACAUAAUGACAAACAUGAGCGACGACACGACAGCAGAUAUGGAAGAAACAGAAGUAACAAACACGAAUACAGCAACGACGAGGAUUGUGAAGAAAAUAGUCGUGGUGGUGGUAGGAAAGGUGGUGACUCCCGUUAUGGUGGACGAAUGAAUGAUAGAAAUGAAGGCACUGGAAGAAAUGACAAUCCGUAUGGUUACGGCCAAACAAAUUACCGCGGAAAUGGUUACGACUAUGGAACAAGCAAUGACAGGUUUGGCAUUAGUUACAUGAGGCAAAAACGAUCAAACAAUGAUAACAACAAUGAUCAUGAGUGUGUUAGUCAGUGUGUUUUUGGGUACUUGGAAGUUUUAGAUGAUUCAAGAUCACCUUCUGAAACAAUGGUAAUAAAAUGGUUGCAAGAUAAUAUACCAAACAAUGACUUAAAACGGAUUAAAGCACUUAGAGAAGCUCGAAGAUGUUUUGCCAGAAUUUCUACAACAGAAACCGAAGAUGGAUGCGAGUUUUCUACUGCGCUCUCCAAAUGCCUCGAACUAGAUUUAGAAAAAUAAAUACUGUUAUUAACGAUUUAAUGAGCAUAUAAUUUUAUUUAAUAUCCUGAAUUUAUAAUGAUUUGUGUAUUAAUUAAAGGAACAACACACAAUAAAUCAUAUGAAAUCUA
Messenger RNA from Aethina tumida (small hive beetle), 1321 nucleotides. RefSeq lists its product as uncharacterized. Gene Ontology annotation, molecular function: odorant binding. The transcript is spliced from 5 exons. The record is from RefSeq and is a predicted model, not a curated record. The coding region runs from base 24 to 1211 and encodes 395 amino acids. Lineage: Eukaryota; Metazoa; Arthropoda; Insecta; Coleoptera; Nitidulidae.